AUGGAUAUAUCGAGUGGAUUUCGAGUGGAUAGUGUCGUGGAGCCGUUCAAGGACACGGUGGAUACAACAACGGGUGACCACAAGGACGCUGUUAAAGACAUGAACCUAGGCAAAUGGCACAUCGGAAGGGACGUCCAAUAUGGCAGCGAGUUCCUCGAUUUUCGUGAGAAUUUGUGGUUGCACUCCAGUUCCAUUACCGGCGCUCUUUUUGCUCUAAGGGAAACGUACGAAGAAGUUGGCAUUGUCAAUCCGAGGUUUUUGGACUUUGAUACGAUGGAGCAACGGUGUCCGACGGCCCGAUCAUUUGGAGCAGCGGACCCUGGUAUCAAGAGCGUCGUCAGUAUCGUCAAUCUCGGCUACCACUGGGGUGCAUUCUCUAUUGACGUACACCAAAAGCGAAGCUUUCUAUUCGAUCCGUUGCAGUUGCAGAGCAACCUGACUUCACUGAAAAACGCGGUACGCACAGUUGUGGAGACGAUGCUGAACAUGACAGACCGGAUCCAAUUUGACGUUAUCUCCGGGUGUAAGCAGAUGGACAACUCUUCCUAUGGGUUAUGGUGCUUGGUAGUGCUUGAGCUACUAUUGUUUGGAGCAACACUGGAGAAUUGGAGUGAUUAUUGGAGUGAUUUUAUUUACGAAGAAGUGAUGUACUUGCGAAUGAGCUACUUGCACAAAGUGAUUCGGCUUCAGGGCCACUUGAGUGUAGAUAUCGACGAAGUUAGUGAGUGA
This is a messenger RNA of Phytophthora nicotianae INRA-310, 729 nucleotides long. RefSeq lists its product as hypothetical. NCBI's taxonomy places the organism in Eukaryota, Oomycota, Peronosporomycetes, Peronosporales, Peronosporaceae. The record is from RefSeq and is a predicted model, not a curated record. The transcript has 2 exons. The coding region runs from base 1 to 729 and encodes 242 amino acids.